CAUGCAAUAAGUGGCUCCAGAAGUACAAACUAUUUUUGAUGAAUUACUCAAACCAGUAUUAGAGAGAAUUGAAGUUUUGAAAGAUAGAGAUCAAUCAAAUGAGUUAUAAAUCAAAAAUCUAUUUGAUCAAAUGAGUGAAUUAAAAACAUUAAUAGGAAAUCUAAAACCAAUAAAAGUAGAAGAAGAAAAGAGUAAUAUUUAAUAGUAUUUAAUAGAAAUUGUCAAAUAAGAUCCUAAAAAAGAAAAUCAUUAAAAUAAUGGUAUUUUGAAAUUAAUAUAUUCCCACCAUAUAAUUAGAUGUUAAAAAGAUUGAUCGUCCAUCUACUGCUGUAACAACAAAAAACCCAGCACCUGCAAAAGUAAAAGAACCCAAGCCUAUAACUGCCCCAAAACCCUUAAGUCAAAGUACAAUUGUUGAAAAAACAACAGCACCUGUUGAUAUUGAAAAAAGUAUUUAAAACUUUAAUCAUAUUUUAAUAGACUAACCAAAAUCUCCAAAAGAAGGAAACCAAAAUAAAACUAAAUAAUAAUAAUAAUAAUAAUAAAUACCAUAACCUAAACCUAAAUCUGCAGUUUAACCAUAAUAAAAAUAAUAAUAAAUUAAAGAAACAAAGGAAAUAAAAGAAACAAAGGAAACUAAGGAAUAAUCAGCCAAAUAGACACCUUAAUAAAAAGAAGAAAAAAAAAUUGAAAAAUAACCAGCCAAAACUAAAACUGCUUAGCCUGCAUAACCUAUUUAAGCAGAAAAAAAAGAAGAAAAAAAAGACACUAAAAAAACAGACAAUAAAACUUCUCAAAAAUAGAAUACAAAAUAACCUGAAUAGAAAUAAACAGAUAAAAAAACUGAUGAUAAAAAGAUUGUGAAAAAAGGAAAAUAAACAGAGGAUACAUUAAAUAAAAAUGAAUAAUAAACAGAUGAAUAAUUUUAAUAAUAAUAAUAAAAUAUAACUAAAACUUAGAAUAAUAGUGAAUAAAAAUAAUAAAUAGAAUAACCUUAGUAAUAAGUAGUUGAAUAAAAAGAAUUUAUUGAAACAAAAACAGAGUCUCCUGAAAUUUAAAACAUUGAACCUAAAGAGUCAAUAGUAGAAUAAUCGCAAAACUAAGAUUAAUUGACAUAGAAUCAAGAUGUCUAAGAAGUUAAUGAAAUUUUGCCAGAAAAAAUUGAAAAUUAAUAAUAGGAAGUAGUUUGAUGUGAUAUGAAU
Paramecium primaurelia is the source of this 1202-nucleotide messenger RNA. The record is from the annotation of a GenBank genome assembly. Lineage: Eukaryota; Ciliophora; Oligohymenophorea; Peniculida; Parameciidae.